AUGAGAACAAUGUCUGACAGGUUAGGGAUAUUUCCUCUCAGGACAACCUCUUUCAAGUGCUUCUUUGGUUUUGAUAAUUCAAUAGAUACUUAUAAGGUGGUGAUGGUUGAUUCGAAUAAUGAUGCUUCGAAGGUGAGAAUUUUUAACUCGGGUGAUAAUAUUUGGAGAGAAAUUGAAGAUUUCCCUACUAAUGUUUAUGAAGAUGACGGAUUUUGUUUUAGAGGAACAUUAAACUGGUUGGAUGAAAAUGAGAUCAUUUCCCUCAAUUUGGGAAUAGAGACUUGCACUAAGAUGUUACUCCCUCCGGGAUUUGACGAAGUUCCUCAUACUGAUCCACAUCUCGCGCUUUUGAUGGAAUGCCUUUGUUUCUGCCAUGAUUCAAAGGGAACUCAUUUUAUCAUAAGGAAAAUGAUGGAGUUUGGAAUUACAGAGUCUUGGACCCAAUUACUCAAAGUUCGUUAUCAGGAUCUUCACAUGUAUCAAAUUGCUAAUAAUGUUCCCAUUCAUUUGUCUCCAUUGUACAUUUACAAUGGUGUUGCAGUGAUAUUCACAAGUUUUGACGAAGAUCAAGUAAUUGUCUACAACAUGAGAGAUAAUAGAGUGGAGCGAACUAGGUUUACAAUUGAAGAAAAGUGGUAG
This is a messenger RNA of Lotus japonicus, 639 nucleotides long. Its product is annotated as F-box/kelch-repeat protein At3g23880-like. Bases 1 to 639 code for a protein of 212 amino acids. The transcript has a single exon. The record is from RefSeq and is a predicted model, not a curated record. Lineage: Eukaryota; Viridiplantae; Streptophyta; Magnoliopsida; Fabales; Fabaceae.